Molecule: messenger RNA, 2376 nt
Organism: Arxiozyma heterogenica
Lineage: Eukaryota; Fungi; Ascomycota; Saccharomycetes; Saccharomycetales; Saccharomycetaceae
Gene: VRP1
Product: Vrp1p
Exons: 1
Coding region: 1-2376 (791 amino acids)
Molecular function (GO): actin binding
Source: RefSeq, a predicted model, not a curated record
AUGAGUGGACCACCAGCCCCUCCACCCCCACCUCCUUCUAUGAUUCCAGGUAUAAACCCACCCACUUCAAAUAAAAAUGAUAAUUCUGCACCUACUCCUGCUCCCUCAGUAAUGCUCAAUAGAGAUGCCCUCUUGGGUCAAAUAAGACAGGGUAUAACAUUGAAAAAGGCUGAAACAAAUGAUAGGUCAGCACCACAGAUAUCUGGUGGUGGUGUGAUAUCCUCCUCAUCAAAUUCAUCAAGAAGCAAUAAUAACAACAAUAAUAAUACUAAUAAUAGUACAAUGUCUUCUAUGUCGGCUCCCCCUGUCCCUCAAUUAGGUGAUCUCUUAGCUGGUGGGUUUCCUAAAUUGAAACAUGUCAAUCCAUCAUCAUCCAAUUCGACAAUUGGUUCUGCCCCACCAAUUCCUAAUCUCCAGGCUCCUUCCAUUCCAAAGAGAAGACCUUCUAAAGGGAAAGAUACAACACCCAAUAUCCCAACUAAUAGACCAGUUGGUAAAUCACAUCAGAAGAAAAGUUCAAUUUCAUAUGAGGCUCCUCUACUGCCCACAAGUGCUCCUCCUAUACCUGUUGAUGUUACUACUACGACUUCUUCUCAUAUAUCUAUUCCUACUUCUGCUCCCCCUCCUCCUCCACCAACAUUAUCAGCUCCUCCAAUUCCAAAUGCCCCUACAAUUGAUUCUCAUACGCCUUCUAUUAAAAAAGAAUCAGCAUCAAUUUCAUCUCCUAUUUCCCCUCCUCCUCCUCCUCCACAACUGCCUACUUUUGCUGCACCUUCAAUACCAAAUACCUCUACUUUAUCUGAAACACCUUCGGCUCCUCCAAUACCCAUACCCUCUAUUUCAAAUACCUCUUCAAUGCCUUCGGCUCCCCCUCUACCCACAAUAUCUGCACCCAAAGUUUCAUCAAUACCUCCUGCUCCUCCUGCCCCUACUAUGCUAACCUUAUCAGCACCAUCUAUUCCAUCCGCUCCUCCGCCAUCUUCAAUAUUAAAUACAUCUUCUAUAAUUUCUGCGUCAACUUCUUCAUCCCCACCACCACCUCCUCCUCCUCCAACAAUGCCAAAUGUACCGAUAUCAAAAGAAAAAUCUAAAAUUAAGCCUGGAAAAUCUUCAAAGAGUGGUUCUUCAACAAAUACACCUGUAGUUAGUGGUGGUCCAUUACCAUUUUUAGCCGAAAUUCAAAAGAAGAGAGAUGAUAGAUUUGUAGUCAGUCAGGAUUCAAAUUAUUCUACUUAUGUAGAACAAAAACCUGUGACUCAAUCAAAUUCUAUUUCGUCCUCUUCUAAUAGUAAACCAUCUACAGCUGCCAUUGGGGCUACUGAUAGUUCGAUGUCAUUCUUAAGUGAAAUAGAGUCUAAAAUGAAAAGUCAUUCUCAUUCAAAUGUAGAUGCAUCUGAAGAUACACAUUCUUUGCUUACUAAGGUACCACCUUUACCUACUGUGGCACCUCCACUUCCUGCUACAGCCCCACCGAUUCCCUCCUCUACAACAAACACAUUAACUCACAAUAAUAGUUCCACAAACAUUCAUGACUCUACUUUUUCUUUUGCAAAUGAAAUUUCAUCACAAAUCUUAAAUCAUCAGAAACUUCAUCAUGUUACAUUAGAUAAUGAACAAAUUGAAAGUACAAAACUCUCAGUAUCAUCAUCAUCACUACCACCUGUAAGUAGUGCACCUCCCUUACCAACAUCACCUCCACCUGUUCCAAUGGCUCCUGCUCCAUCUGCUCCACCUGCUCCUGCUCCACCUGCUCCUGCUCCACCCGCUCCUGCUCCACCCGCUCCUGCUCCACUCGCUCCUGCAUCACCUGCUAUCUUAAGAACGUCUGCUUCUCCUGUUGCAUCAUCUCCAUCGAGUACACUUGCUUCAGUCACACAAACCUCUUUUGCAUCAAAUACAUUAAAUGAACAAAUACAUAUAUCACAUGUAGUACCACCACCUCCUCCUCCUCCUCCUUCUGCUUCUCAUGCGUCUCCUUCAUUACCAAAAACAAACGCUACAAAUAAUGAUAGUAUAUCUAUCAAUGGUGCUAGCAAUGAUCCUAGUGUAGCGACAUCUUCUACUUCAUCAGUAAAACAUAGAUUAUUUGCUUCGGAAGGAAGUUUCUCAAGUACAAAGAUUGAUGCAUCAGCAUAUACUCUAACUGGAUCUUCUACAACAAGUAAGAUGGCAAGUAACGUUAACAAUGAUACCAAUUCUGGGUCGUCAAAUGGUAGAAGCGGUAGUAAAACGAAGAUUAUGAUCGAUGAUUCUAGAUUUAAUUGGAGCAUAAAUGAAUCACAAAUGCCUGCACCACGAAAGUUUCAAAAUAUUACUAAACUAUAUCCAAGUGGGGGUGGUAGUACCAUACCAUUAGAUUUAUCAUUAUAUGAAUAG